Sycon ciliatum is the source of this 1556-nucleotide messenger RNA. RefSeq lists its product as uncharacterized. The record is from RefSeq and is a predicted model, not a curated record. The coding region runs from base 46 to 990 and encodes 314 amino acids. The transcript has 4 exons. Lineage: Eukaryota; Metazoa; Porifera; Calcarea; Leucosolenida; Sycettidae.
CGCUAGACGAUUCUGUGAUGUGUGUCCUUGUGACUUGCAUGUCAGAUGCUCAGUUGGAACAAGAAGUCGAAUGAUUUUACUUUAGUGAAAACACACACACACACACGCAGUUAUUACUUUUCAGCGAUACAGAUAAUUAUAGUUAGCGUUGCUGCCAGUCGUGUCCAUCUUCGCUGUGUACAACGCACAAUGGCUAGUAUUGUGCGCUCCGAGUUGGUUGAUGUGCUCGGCACCACCCCAGCGAAUGCACUCGAUUUGUCCCGCACCGAGGGACCGAACAAGAUCUUUAGCGUCAACGGCGAGAGCCGCGAGUUCCAUGUGAAUUAUUCCGAGCAGGGUGUUGCGUAUGGUGAGACGGAGAAGACUUCUGUGUCGGUCGUCCACGCCGUGAAGUUAUCCGGAGGCGAGCGACGGAUCGCAGCUUACAACCUAUCUGCCGCGCCCGUCGAGCGGUGGGGCAUCAACUUUCCCGGAGUUUUGCAACUGACAGUGGCAGGCAGCGAUGCCGCGGACAGCAGUCAGAUCUACUUGCCCGGUGUGCGAAUGUAUGACCCCACCGGCAGGACAGGUGAUGCGCAUGCAAGCGAGAGAGUUGGCCCCAGCUGCGCUGCCUUCCAGACAGCCGUCACUGUCAUAGAGCUGGCUGCCGCGUAUCACGGAGCGUCGCUGCAGGAGCUGCGCGAGGUUCACGAAUCGUUUCGGUCCUGCGUCGUGCGCUAUCAUGGUAGAGUGGGACUGUUUGACUGGAUGUUUCAGCAGAUUGAGGAUGUGGUCUACUCGAAGAAAGCAGUCACGCCGUUCUCCGACUUUGCACGUGUGAUGGUUGAUGAAGGCAAGCUGGACGGGUCGUCCGAUGAGUCAGAGCACACCAUGGUAUACCUCAGCAAGCUAGUGGCUCCACCGGCGUACUACCGCAAGGUGAAAGCUAAGGACAAUGUGGACGACGUCGUUCGGCCGGAGGACCGCGCAAAGUUCGACUCAUUUCUGUGAACAGCCUACAACUAACAUCAGUAACAUGCAAUCUGUGCCAUGGCACAAGGUUGCCUGUAAAUUAAUAAGAGUGAUUAGUCUUAUUACUUCAAGUACUGAGCAUUGAGCGGUUGAGCAUGAGUAACUGCCUUGCAGCUAUACCCAUAUUUUUACUAUAGAUGCUGCUAACACGGCUGGUUAUGCCCAUAAUCAUACGCACUAUAAUAUAAUUAUGCUAGUGCUGCCGGUUAUUUUCAACAAGCAAGGCCCCUCUUACACAUUGGCUUUUUGUUGAUGGGCUGGCUAGCUUGAACGUUGACAUGGACUAAUAAAUAAAUCGCUUGUUAGUAGUAGCAGUGAGUUGUUGGGCAGGCGCAGCAGUGAGAUCAUCUCCGCCCCGGUAUAGAUUUUUUGCAGGCACUAAGUGUGUGUAGCCGUAGCACAUCGUGCAAUACGAUUGUUUCAGUUGGUGGAUAUGUAGACAUACAAUUCUUAUAACCUCACUGGAGAUCCUUCCAUUGUCUAACGUUAGUGAAUAACUGCAUAUCAAAUUAAUGUGAUAAACAGGGUAAAUGUCUGUAUUUUAA